AUGGAUUCCUAUGGUAAUACAUGUGAGAUAGUGGAAUCAAGGGAAGAACUAAUUUCUGACUUCAAAACGGUUGACAAACCUGAGAGUAGUUGUGCUCACAAAUCAGGAAAAAAGUAUUCGAUUGAGGAUGAUAUUAAUCAGCUUUUCCAGGCUAUUGAUGUUAAAAGUUCAUCCAGAGGUCGCAAUUCAUCACGUUUACAAAAGAGUGCUCUUAAAAGGCCAAUAAAAGUCACUUCAUCUCAGGCGUCGGGAAUUGGCAUCUCAGAGCCCGUAAGUUUAAAGCAGGCACUUAGAGGGUUAUGCAUCUCUCAGGCCUCAGAAAUGGCUGCUUUGAAAAGACUCUCUAAGCCGUGCAGUUCAUCUAGAGCAUCAGAGGCUGGCACCAUCAAAAGGUUGUACACAGCGGUGGUAGAUGAGGGGAAAGCGAACUUGGUUGAAAUUUCUCUAGUACCAGAGAUAUCUACUACACCUUCUAAUAAAUUGCCCUGUGUAACCACAUCAAGUUCAAGUAAUCAUCAUUGUAGUCCUUCGGUUGAUGCAACAAAACCAAAAGAAAUGAUAAUUGGGUUUUCAUCCCAAGAUCAGAUUGUUCCUCUGCCAUUUGAGGUUGAGGGUGAGAAACCAAUCAUGGAGAUUGGAAAACCAAUACUUGCAAAUUUGUCACCAGUUGCCUCUGCAAGUGAAGUAGUGCCAGAGGUUAGAAGGGGUCCUGCUUCCUCGAGCAUCACUUCUCUUGGUUCUUCAAUGCCAGUUAAGGGACAGGAAGCAAAUGCAUGUUGUCCACCUAGCUCUAGCAUUGCUAAUGGAGGGGAUAAAAUCACAAGCAGUAAUACAUGUUUGUCAAAGCCAAUAUUUAAUAACUUGAAUUUCCUUAAGAAAAAAGUAAAGCAAGAUUUAAGUUCUGCCUCAAGCUGCUCCACUCCAUGUACAAGAAAUUUGGACAAGGAGGUUGGGAAUUCUGAUUUGAAGCACGACGUGAAAGAAAAUGAAAAAUUGUCUCCUAGCAUUGAAGUUAACUCAAUUAGUGUUGGUACGGAUUCAAGCAAACCUGGUUUCAGCUUGAAUUGCAAUAAGAGAACUAAGUUUCUGGUGACAAAGGUUGACGAGAAAUCAAGAUCAAAGGAAAAGGGUGAGUUCUCUCAAAGUUCAAAAAGUAGCAUUGGUGAAUAUAGUAGUAGCACAAGCAUCAGUGAGGAAAGCAGCCUAAGUGGUUCCAGCCGCGGUGGCCACAGACCUCACAUGUCUAAACACAUGAGAUGGGAAGCUAUUCGAGCUGUGCAGCAGCAACAGGGUAAUUUAAAUUUGAAGCAUUUUAAGCUGCUAAAGAGGCUUGGUAGCGGAGACAUUGGAACUGUUUAUCUUGCGGAACUAAUUGGUACAAGCUGCCUUUUUGCACUCAAAGUGAUGGACAAUGAAUUUUUGGCAAGUCGGAAGAAAAUGUUCAGGGCCCAAACUGAAAGAGAGAUCCUUCAAAUGCUAGAUCAUCCAUUUCUUCCUACAUUGUAUUGCCAUAUUGCAACAGAUAAGCUCUCUUGCUUGGUCAUGGAGUAUUGUCCAGGAGGAGAUCUGCAUGUGCUGCGGCAGAGACAGUCAUACAAGAGUUUCUCAGAACAAACAACCAGGUUUUAUGUUGCUGAGGUUCUUCUCGCCCUGGAAUAUUUGCACAUGCUGGGAGUUGUAUAUCGAGACCUAAAGCCGGAAAAUAUCCUAGUACGAGAAGAUGGACACAUUAUGCUGACAGAUUUUGACUUGUCACUCAGGUGUUCUGUUAAUCCAAUGUUAGUCAAGUCAUCUUCACCUGACACGGAUGCCACGAAGAAGACCUCCAGUCCCUGUUCUGAGGCUAGCUGCAUACACCCUUUCUGUCUCCAACCAGAUUGGCAAGUUUCCUGCUUUACUCCCAUUCUAUUAUCUGCUGGAGCAAAAUCUCGAAAGGUGAAGUCUGACAUAACUUCUCAGGUUGGUCCACUGCCACAGCUUGUGGUGGAGCCUACCAGUGCACGGUCUAACUCCUUUGUUGGAACUUAUGAAUAUCUUGCUCCGGAGAUCAUCAAGGGUGACGGUCAUGGGAGUGCAGUAGAUUGGUGGACUUUUGGUAUACUUCUGUUUGAGCUUUUAUAUGGUAAGACUCCCUUCAAGGGCCAAUCAAAUGAAGACACAUUAGCCAAUGUUGUGUCACAAAGCCUUAAGUUCCCAGGUGCUCCAAUAGUCAGUUUUCAUGCCAGAGAUUUGAUCAGAGGGUUGUUGAUAAAGGAUCCUGAAAAUCGAUUAGGUUCUGCAAAAGGUGCUGCUGAAAUAAAGCAGCACCCCUUCUUUGAAGGCCUCAACUGGGCUCUAAUACGGUGUGCAGCACCACCAGAGCUCCCCAAGUUUCGGGAUUUUGGAAGCAGUGCUCCAUCUAUGGGUGCAAAUAAGGAGAAUGCAAAUGAUUUAGAGGAUAUAGAAGAUUGUGAAGAGUUUGAGCUGGGCAAGGCUGGUUUUCUUAUGUUGUGGUGGGCGUUUCCUUGGUUUAAAGCACAGAUCGGAGAUUCUGAUGUGAAUACUGAUGAUAGAGCACAGCUGGAGUUGGAAUGUUCUGUGCAAGUCAUGAGCUGCCAAAAGGCAGAAAAUGUAUUUUAUUACUUCCUGAAUGGAGCAUCACCUAAUGUUGUUUUGCUUCCUGCCUUCUCUUGUAAUGUAUUGAAUCUUUGGUACCUACCUUAUUAUGCGAUUCAUUCGUGCCUGGUUUUAGAUGAACUUGCAGAUUCCAGAGGAUCAUUGUUGAAAAAUAUUUAG
Messenger RNA from Sphenostylis stenocarpa, 2775 nucleotides. NCBI's taxonomy places the organism in Eukaryota, Viridiplantae, Streptophyta, Magnoliopsida, Fabales, Fabaceae. The record is from the annotation of a GenBank genome assembly.